Sinocyclocheilus anshuiensis is the source of this 1254-nucleotide messenger RNA. Its product is annotated as sodium/potassium-transporting ATPase subunit beta-2-like. The transcript has 8 exons. The record is from RefSeq and is a predicted model, not a curated record. The coding region runs from base 357 to 1238 and encodes 293 amino acids. Gene Ontology annotation, cellular component: sodium:potassium-exchanging ATPase complex. Gene Ontology annotation, biological process: intracellular sodium ion homeostasis; potassium ion import across plasma membrane; sodium ion export across plasma membrane. Gene Ontology annotation, molecular function: ATPase activator activity. NCBI's taxonomy places the organism in Eukaryota, Metazoa, Chordata, Actinopteri, Cypriniformes, Cyprinidae.
CAGUAUCGACACAUUAGUGCUGCACUGUUCUCUCUCUCUCUCUCUCUCUCUCUCUCGCUCUGUCUCUCUGCGGAAUGCGUACUGCACUUGUGGGUGGGCAGAACGCCGGGCGUUACAGAGAAAGCGAGGUCUGCUCUCACUCAGUCCUCGCUUGAGUGCUCGGGUUUCGGCAGAGUGCCUUGAGAAUCGCUUUUAUCCAGUUUUUCAUUAAACAAAGCUUUCUAUUGAGACCUUAAAGAUCGUUUUAACCCUUUCUCCACACUAUUCAAGCGUUGAAUAGCUUUUUAUUACUCUCAAAGAGAGUGUUGGCCCCGCGGCGUUGACUCUGUGAGUGCACAUUUAUUUCGUCCAGGAAAAUGGCAAAGGGUGAUAAGAAGAACGCGUGGAAGGAGUUCUUCUGGAACCCGAGAACGCGCGAGUUCUGCGGGAGGACCGCGAGUAGUUGGGGUCUGAUCCUGUUGUUUUAUCUGGCAUUCUACAUUUUCCUGGCUGGAUUAUUUGCUCUCACCAUGUACGUAAUGCUGCAGACGCUCGAUGACCACAGACCAACAUACCAAGAUAGACUUUCAACUCCAGGAAUGAUGAUCAGACCUAAAGGAGAUCAGCUGGAGAUCGCUUACACCGUGGAGUACACAGAGACCUGGGAAAGAUACGUCCAGGCCCUCAAUAACUUCCUCUCGCCCUACAACGACACAGUCCAGGCCCAGAAGAAUUAUGAAUGUAAACCGGAUCAUUACUUCAUCCAGGAGGACAGUGGCAGCUUGGAAAACUUCCCCAAGCGUUCCUGCCAGUUCAAACGCUCCAUAUUGGAGGAUUGCGCUGGGAUCACAGAUCGUUAUUAUGGUUACAGUGAUGGCAAGCCCUGCAUUAUCAUCAGGCUUAACCGUGUGAUUGGUCUGUUGCCUGCUGAGGAUGGGCAGCCUCCUUACGUCACAUGUGGUGCUAAGAAAUACAAAGUUGGGAAAGAUGAGUGGGCAGAUGACUCCGAUAAACUUGGUGAACUGGUGUACUUUCCCCCAAAUGGCACCUUUAACCUUAUGUACUACCCAUACUAUGGCAAGAAAGCCCAGGUGAACUACUCUCAGCCUCUUGUGGCCAUUAAGUUCAUCAACAUCACCAUGAAUGAGGACGUCAACGUGGAGUGCAAAAUCAACGCUAACAACAUUCCUGAGGGUAGUGAACGAGACAAGUUUGCUGGACGCAUUUCCUUCAAACUGAGGAUCAACUCCAGAGAUUAAACAGGCGAAAGUGUUU